Rotaria socialis is the source of this 654-nucleotide messenger RNA. The record is from the annotation of a GenBank genome assembly. Lineage: Eukaryota; Metazoa; Rotifera; Eurotatoria; Philodinida; Philodinidae.
AUGGCGACUCAAGAUGCCGAAGUUUACUGUUCGUUCUGUAACGAAGGAUUUGUAUCGUCGAACGCUAUGGGAACUCACUUGAUGAUAUGCGGCAAUAAAACAGAUCAAUGUCCUAAAUGUAGACGAUUCAUUCGACGAGCUAUAUUCGCUUAUCACUAUGAAAAUGACUGUGCUAAUCCGGACGCACCCACAGAAGAUAAUGAAACAAAUAAGAAAACACAAAAACUUGAUACACCACCGGUGAUUAUCAAGUGCGAAUUCUGCAAUCGAAACUACAAUCGAAAUGAACGUACACUACAUAAAGAGAAGUGCACUCCUUAUCAAAUAUAUCUUUCAGAGAACCCACUGCAACGCGGCGAUAGCAAUCAAAACUACAGUUCAGCUAGAUCAAACAAUUCUGAGUAUGAUGCACCCAUUCCUUGUGAGUAUUGCAAUCAAGGAAUUCCAUGGCAUCUUUACGAUAAUCAUACGAGAGCUUGCCGUAAUGAAUUCAAUAAACGGCCAAACGAGCAGAUACGUAGUCAACAGCCACUCCCCACUGUUAAUGAUUCUACUGCUAAGUGCAGCUUUUGUAAACUGCUAUAUUUUGUGGAAGGCCUUCGUUAUCACCAGUUGAUUUGCAAGAUGAAUCCUCGUCGUACGGGAGGUCACUGA